CGCGCAGCUCAGCGCGGUCAUGGUGGCCCCAAUGUAUGGCUCCCCAGGCGGCCGCCUGGCCCGGGCACUGACGCGGGCGCUGGCGCUGGCCCUGGUGCUGGCCCUGCUGAUCGGGCUGUUUCUGAGCUGUCUGGCGGGCGCUAUCCCACCGCCGGGGAGUGGCCGGGCGCGCGAUGGGCUGAUCACACCCGCUUCCCGCAGCUCCUCGGUGCUCCUAGACGCCACCACCGGCCAGCUGCGCCUGGUGGACGGCCGCCACCCCGACGCCGUGGCCUGGGCCAACCUCUCCAACGCCAUCCAUGAGACCGGGUGGGCCUUUCUGGAGUUGGGCACCAAUGGCAGCUACAAUGACAGCCUGCAGGCCUACGCAGCCGGUGUGGUGGAGGCUGCCGUGUCUGAGGAGCUCAUCUACAUGCACUGGAUGAACACAGUGGUGAACUACUGCGGCCCCUUCGAGUAUGAGGUUGGCUACUGCGAGAAGCUCAAGAGCUUCCUGGAGGCCAACCUGGCAUGGAUGGAGGAAGAGAUGGAGCGGAACGCGGACUCCACCUACUGGCACCAGGUGCGGCUGACCCUCCUGCAGCUGAAAGGCCUGGAGGAUAGCUACGAAGGCCGUGUGAAUUUCCCACCUGGGAAAUUUACCAUCAAACCCUUGGGGUUCCUCCUGCUGCAGAUCUCUGGGGACCUGGAAGACCUGGAGCCAGCCCUGAAUAAGACAAAGACCAAGGCUUCCCUGGGAUCAGGCUCCUGCUCUGCCCUCAUCAAGCUGCUGCCUGGCCAGAGUGACCUCCUGGUCGCCCACAACACCUGGAGCAGCUACCAGCAAAUGCUGCGCAUCAUCAAGAAGUACUGGUUCCAGUUCCGGGAAGGUCCCCAGGAAGACAACCCCUUGGUUCCCGGCAACAAGGUGGUCUUCUCGUCCUACCCAGGCACCAUCUUCUCCGGCGAUGACUUCUACAUCCUGGGCAGCAGGCUGGUAACUCUGGAAACCACCAUUGGCAACAAGAACCCGGUCCUGUGGAAGUAUGUGCAGCCCAGGGGCUGUGUAUUAGAGUGGGUGCGCAAUGUCGUGGCCAACCGUCUGGCCUUGGACGGGGCCACCUGGGCAGACGUCUUCAAGAGGUUCAACAGUGGCACGUACAACAACCAGUGGAUGAUUGUGGACUACAAGGCAUUUAUUCCCGGCGGGCCCAGCCCAGGGAGCAAGGUGCUUACCGUCCUGGAGCAGAUCCCGGGUCUGGUGGUGGUGGCAGACAAGACCGCGGAACUCUACCAGAAGACCUACUGGGCCAGCUACAACAUACCGUCCUUUGAGACUGUGUUCAAUGCCAGUGGACUGCAGGACCUGGUGGCUGAGUAUGGGGACUGGUUUUCUUAUGACGGGAGCCCCCGGGCCCAGAUCUUCCGGCGGAACCAGUCGCUGGUGCACGACACAGACUCCAUGAUCCAGCUGAUGAGGUACAAUGAUUUCCUCCACGACCCCCUGUCACUGUGCCAGGCCUGUGACCCUCAGCCCAAUGGGGAGAAUGCCAUCUCAGCCCGCUCCGACCUCAACCCGGCCAACGGCUCCUACCCUUUCUCAGCCCUGUGCCAGCGCUCCCAUGGGGGCAUCGAUGUGAAGGUGACCAGCAUGUCUUUGGCCAAGGCUCUGAGCUUACUGGCGGUCAGCGGCCCCACGUGGGACCAGGUGCCCCCCUUCCAGUGGAGCACUUCGCCCUUCAGCAGCCUUUUACACAUGGGCCACCCCGACCUCUGGAAGUUCUUGCCGAUAGAGGUGUGGUGGGACUGAGGCUCCAGCCCACUCUGCUGCCUUCACCCCUGCUGAUCCUCGGGGGACCACCUGCUGCCAGCCCGACCUCUGCCCCACCCCUGAGAAGGGGGUUUGGCCCCUGUUGUGCACUGAGCUGGGACAGGAUCUGCCAGGAUCAUUCUCUGGGUCGUCUCCUGAAGGGCAGGGCAGGGGGCCUGACCAGCUCUGACUGGCUCUCCCUGUCCCUUGAAGUGGACAAGCGGCACCUGGCUCCUCUGCCUCCCUGGGUUUCUGUCUCUCUGCUGCUUCUAUCUCUGUUUUGCUCCCUUCAGAGCUUGGGAGGAGCCUGGCAUUAGGCUCUGAGACCCUUCUGUGGGCAGGAGGGGCUGUUCCAGUCGCUGCCUCCCAGCCUGGUUCUCACUGGUGGCAGUGGGACUGGUGAGGUUUCAGCCCCAGGUCCUGGGCAUCAUCUCUGUUCAGUGUUGCUCCUCCUAGCCCCUCUGCUCCUCCAGGAAGCAGCCCCCUCGUCUCCCUCUCUGGGCAGUUUCCUGGAGGACAGAAACUUGAAAACAAACCAAAACCAAAGUCUCUGGCCACAUGUGGCUGGAGGGUCGUGAGUGUCCUCUCUCUAGGGCAGGUGAGAAUGUCAGCCCCCACGUUCCUGCCUUGUGCCCCCACCCCACUCCAGCCUGGGCCUGUCCCGAGCUUCAGCUCCCCUGCAUGGGGACACAAACCAUAGGCCACCAUUAAAGAAGAGAGGCUGUGGCCCCUGUGCUGUGCUUCUUGGGGCAGUGGGGAAGGUGGGGGCGGCACCUUUCCUCCUCUCAGGUUUGGGUUCUGCACCAUGUACAGCUUCUGUCUGUCCUAUCCAUUCACUCACCUGCCAGCCCACUUCCCCACUGUCCAUCUGUACAGCCUCCCACCCAUCUAUAUCCACCUGUCCACCUAUCUUCCAUGCAUCCACCUCUCUACUCAUCCAACAUCCAUCCAUGCACCUGUUCACUCAUUUAUCACUCAUCCAUCCAUCCAUCCACCCACCUAACUUCUGUCCAUCCACCUAUUUGUCCACCCAUCCAUCCAUCUACGCACCCAUUCCUCCAUCUACACACCUCCACUCGUCCAUCUACAUCUACCUAUCUAUUCAUUUUUCGUCCAUCCAUCCGUAUCCAUUCAUCUGUCCAGCUCUCCAUCCAUCCAGGUGUUCUGGGUCCUCCUCUGGGGCUCUGUUAACCAUCACCACCCUCCUGUAUGGUACUGGGAGGUGGACCCACACAAACAGACUCCCUUUCUGCCUGCUCUCAUGCAUACUCUCCCAGUCCUGUGUACUUUUGGGGAGUGGAAAGCACUGGGUUUGAGUCAUGUCUCCACAUCUUACUAGCUGUGGACUCAAUGUCUCUGAGCCUUGAUUGCUUCUUCUGUACAAUGGGGUAAUGAUGAACAGCAUUUCCCUGGGGAGUGUGUUGCAGCCCCUGUGGGGCCUCACACACUAUCAUUCGUUCCUCGACACAUACUGACUGAGCUCCUAGUUCAUACCAGGUGCUGUUAGGAGGCCCCAGGGUACCUUGUAAGAAAAGGUACAAAGACUCCGUUCUCCCCAGAAGUUCGCCUUGGGGAGAAAGCAAACAAAAUAAAUAAACGUGCAGCUAUAACGUGCUGAUAA
Molecule: messenger RNA, 3410 nt
Organism: Otolemur garnettii (small-eared galago)
Lineage: Eukaryota; Metazoa; Chordata; Mammalia; Primates; Galagidae
Gene: PLBD2
Product: phospholipase B domain containing 2
Exons: 12
Coding region: 20-1789 (589 amino acids)
Biological process (GO): phospholipid catabolic process
Cellular component (GO): extracellular region
Molecular function (GO): glycerophospholipase activity
Source: RefSeq, a predicted model, not a curated record